UGAGCCAUGGCCAGGAGCCAGGUUCUGCUGCUUGCACGCUCCUGGGCAGACAGGAGGCAGCAGACAAAGCCUCCUUUUCUAUAUAUACAUCCGAGACCUAGCCCACCUGUGUCCUACACGGCACCAGGAGGUAACGUGAGAAUUCUGAGUUGAAUUCCUGAGGGCGGCCCCACCAUGCAGUGGCUAAUGAGGUUCCGGGCCCUCCAAGGAAUCCGAAAAUCCUUCCAUGGCAUCCAAGCUGCCCCUUGGCCACUGCGCUGCCAGUCUGUGUCAGGAGCUGGAGCCCCAAGAUGGAAUGACUUUGAUAAACCUGAGGAAUUCAACUUUGCAAGCUAUGUGAUGGACUAUUGGGCUCAAAUGGAGCAGGAGGGCAGGAGAGGUCCAAACCCAGCCCUGUGGUGGGUGAAUAGCGAAGGAGACGAAGUGAAGUGGAGCUUCUCAGAAGUGGCCAGCUUAACUCGCCGAACAGCCAACGUCUUCACACAGAGCUGUGGCCUGCAGCGGGGAGAUUUUCUGGCCUUGGUUCUGCCUCGCGUGCCUGAGUGGUGGCUGGUGGCUAUUGGCUGCAUUCGAACAGGGAUUGUCUUCAUGCCUGGGACAACCCAGCUGAAAGCCAAGGACAUCCUCUACCGGCUUCAAGCGUCGAAAGCCAAGGCCAUCGUGACCACAGAUACCCUUGCUCCAGAGGUGGACUCCGUGGCUUCCGAGUGUCCUACUCUGAAAGCCAAGCUCCUGGUGUCCAAUCACAGGCGAGAUGGGUGGCUGGACUUCCACUCACUGAUACAGUCAGCAUCCCCAGAACACACCUGUAUUAAAUCCAAGACCGAGGACCCCAUGGCCAUCUUCUUCACCAGUGGGACCACGGGCCUCCCCAAGAUGGCGAAGCAUAGCCACUCACUUGCCUUACGCUCCUACCUCCCUUCAUGCAGGAAAUUGCAGCAGCUGAAGCCAUCUGACAUCUCCUGGUGCCCAUCAGACCCCGGCUGGAUUCUGGCUGUGGUGGGGUCCCUGCUGGAACCGUGGACAGCAGGAUCCACCAUCUUCAUCCAUUCUCUGCCUCAGUUUGACCCCAAGCUCAUGGUAGAGGUAUUAUCCAAAUACCCUAUCACCCAGUUUCUUGCUGCACCAUCUGUGUUCCGAAUGAUUCUGCAGCAGAAUUUCACCAGUCUCAGGUUCCCCACCCUACAGCACUGCUCCACUGGCGGGGAGGCCCUGCUGCCCGAGGAGCAGGAGAAGUGGAAGAAACAGACUGGCCUCCUGCUGCACGAGAUCUACGGACAGUCGGAAGUGGGAAUGAGCUGUGGUGUCCCCCGAGGAACGAAGAUCAAGCCGGGUUCCAUGGGGAAGGCCAUCUCUCCCUUUGAUGUCCAGAUCAUUGACAGCAAGGGCAACGUCCUGCCGCCCAACACUGAAGGGAGCAUUGGCAUCAGGAUAAAGCCCACAAGGCCCACUGGUCUCUUCAUGUGCUAUGAGAACAACCCAGAGAAGACAGCCGAGGUGGAGUGUGGGGACUUUUACAACACUGGGGACAGAGCGACCAUGGACGAGGAGGGCUACAUCUGGUUCCUGGGGAGGGACGAUGACGUCAUCAACGCCUCGGGGUACCGCAUCGGGCCGACGGAGGUGGAGAACGCCCUGGCGGAGCACCCAGCCGUGAAGGAGUCAGCCGUGGUGAGCAGCCCGGACGCAUCUCGAGGGGAGGUGGUGAAGGCGUUCGUCGUCCUCAACCCGCAGUUCCUGGCCCAUGACCAGCGGCAGCUCACCAAGGAGCUGCAGGAGCACGUGAAGGCCUUGACGGCGCCGUACAAGUACCCACGGAAGGUGGAGUUCGUCCCAGAGCUGCCCAAAACCAUCACUGGCAAGAUUAAGCGGAGCGAACUUCGGAAAAAGGAGUUUGGCCAGAUGUGAUUGGCAGCAGAGCCGGAAACCCACCGUGCGACCUUGGGCGGAUCCCUGGCUGCCUCAGUUUCCCCCAUGUGAUUGGGAUGCAGAUGAGGAGUUGAGAGGGCUGAUUUGGAAGGGUGUCAGGGGUGCCAAGAAGUUUUGUUGUUUUAUGUUAGAUUCCAUGACUCCGCUGCCUCCAAGUCCCCCCUUGGUCUGGAUUGCCCACGUAGGUGCACAAGCUGGGGUUGUAGAUAAUAAAAUGCAGUCAUCGGCAUCAACA
Messenger RNA from Lepus europaeus (European hare), 2164 nucleotides. RefSeq names its product acyl-CoA synthetase medium chain family member 1 (gene ACSM1). Lineage: Eukaryota; Metazoa; Chordata; Mammalia; Lagomorpha; Leporidae. Gene Ontology annotation, molecular function: fatty-acyl-CoA synthase activity; fatty acid ligase activity. Gene Ontology annotation, biological process: acyl-CoA metabolic process; fatty acid biosynthetic process. The record is from RefSeq and is a predicted model, not a curated record. Bases 175 to 1908 code for a protein of 577 amino acids. The transcript is spliced from 14 exons. Gene Ontology annotation, cellular component: mitochondrial matrix.